AUUGUUCGAUAUUUUCCGUCUGAAACCUGACCACACCAGCGGCUAAAUAUUGAGUACGAGUAACUGCCCAACAACGAUGAGAGCUGCAAAAAAGACUAAAUCGUAUUGUAAUAGAUAACUACCAUUAAUACAACAGAACUUUUAUUUCGACAUUUUAUAGCUGUGUGUGCGACUAUCUACGUUAGACGGAAAUCAAAAAAGUUUUUGCAUAUAGAAUUAUAUCCAUCACGAAUAGACCUGCCAACUACGUAUAUAUAGCAGAUUAAUGUCAAGAAAGUAAAUCUAUAUCAUAUGUAAUAGGAAUGAUAUACUUUGGGAAAUCGUCUCUGUGGACCGCGCUGUUACUGUUGAUGUGGUUUGAGAACAAUGUCACCGGCGCAGAUGACGACUACAAAAAUAAUGGCGAGGCUGAGGAGAAGGACAUACCUCAUUCACGGCAGAAACGUCUGCUGUGGAUCACUACAGACGGCCGCCUGGCCCUGCCACCCGGUACCAGGCUAACGAUAACGCCAUCGUUGUCCCUACCGUUCGUCAGGUACCCUCCAGACGGGUUCCUGUCCAACAUGAGCAUCAGUUUGCCGUUCACAAUCGACUUUGAUGGCUUGGGGCUGACUGAUAAUCAGAAUCCAUUCGGCGCCUUUCCGCCGAUAUUAGCCAGAAGCAUGGGCAGGCAGAUGGGCUCAGUACUUGCCAACUAUGUGUCUCAACUUAUGGACGGCCGGAGAUCGACUAGAUCUGUUCCAACGUUACCCAAACCAAUUCACUCGUACUUCCAAGGAGGUGAAAGAGCUCUGUUAUUUACCGUCGUCGAGGACCUGUUAACGAACUUCGGGAUGGACGGCAAAGCAUGUCUUCUCCGAGCCAUAUGCGAAGUUCAUGGUCACAAGUCCAUACACAAAUUUGGUUUCAUCGGUGAAUUUCUUCAGCUGUUCCUCACGGCCAGCAGAUCGACGUACGCUGAUUUAAUGAAGGAAUACGUGACUGCCGAAACCGUUGGCAAACACAGCAAAGAAUGUUACCCUUACUUUAAGGAAUGUCCAAAGUCGUUGUUCACCAACAAUCAUAACUAUUCGAAAAAUGACCAGUCGCCCGACGAAGAAGACGAAGACGGCGAAUCGGUGUCGGCUGACGACGAAGACGGCGGCGCCGAUAACUAUAGGGACGGCAACGAUAUCGACGACGACCAGAGGAAGACGUCGUCCGCGGCGAGCGGUGGAUCAAAAGUGACGGUGAAUCCGGCACCGUUGGCCAUGUGACCCGGUUGAACGCAAUCACCCGGGUGAAUUUAUAUCACUCUCCGCCGCGUGCAAUGAUCGUUGAAUAAUCGUCUCCCGAACGAAUUUCAAUUGUAUUUAAGUGUGUACCUACGUCUAUUCAUGUGCCUGCGUGUACGUGUCCAGACUUUUUCCUCGGAUUGAAUCUAACAAUUUUUUUUUUUUUUUACUUUUCUUUUACACCCACCCAAUGACCCACCAACCACCCGUCUCGUUACUCACUAGCCCUAUAUAUUAAAUAGUCCGCCGGGACUUAUAUAGUCGUCUCUUCUUCUCGAUCAGGUUCCACGCAAUCAAAUAUACAUGUAUAUGUAUAUAUAUAUAUAUAUUAUCAAACACGUCGUGACACGAUUUUUUGGGAUUUUAUAAGGAAUUUUUAACGGAAUUCCCGACUCAAGGUAUUUUAUUCUACUGGCGCUCAUAUAUACCGUUCAAAUCGUCCACCCGAAAAAAAAACUUUAAUGUCACAAAACAAUCACAAUAAAAAAUGACAUCAGGGAAUUCAGAUCCCCGAUCCUGACAUACCUAUAUGUAUCUUAUGUAUACGUAUAUGUCCUGCAUGUAUAUACACGACAUUAUAUAUAGGGUAAUUCAUCAAGAAUACUCACCUUCUACCCUAUUUUUUUAUUUAAUAAUAAAACUAUUUAAAUUCUUAUUUUUUGAAUUUUUUAAAUUUAUUCUAAGACCGAAUUUUUGCUACUUAAGGAGUGUUCUAUAAAGACACAGGCAUCUAUAUUUCAAAUUAGACCUUCCUCCCACACCUAUAAAUUAUUUAGCAAAUAAUUUUUCUGAAAAUGUUGACGUAUAAAAAUCGAACGAAAGUAAUACGAAAUCGAAGUGUAUAAUAAAUAAUAGAUCCAAAAUUACAUUUAUUUAAUAUUUUCGUAAGACUAUUUUUAAGGACAUCAUUCUUAAUAUAAACAUUUUAAUAACUGAGAAACUACUCGAUCGACUUUUGAAUUAGAUACUUACACCUAAAUUUUUAACAACAAAAAAAUGUAUCCACUAUUAUUAUUAAAUGAAAAAACGGGUAUGAGCGCUCUUGGUAGAUCAUCCUGUAUAGUACACUGCUGCAACAUAUACGUAUUAUAUUGAAUAAUGCUGUAGAGACGUAGAGUAUAGAUUUUUUAAAUUCGGGAGACGUAUUUGCCGACGAUAACGCCGCUGCUCAGUGCGUAUCAUUAUUUAUUUAUAAUAUUUUAUUAUAUAAAAUAAACAUAUUAAAAUAUCAUAAUUAUCAUUAAUUUAAACAAUUAUAUUAUAUUAUUCACCGAAACGUAACAAAAAGAGGACUGUUUCAAACGUAUUUUUCUCUUUUUGUUUCGUUUCGGACCAUAUUAUAUAUAUAUAUAUAGUACAUAAUAUUAUCAUUCAUUUAUGUAUUUAAAGUAUAUACAAAGACAAAGAAAUGUAUAGUUGUAGUCUUAGAAUGUAAUAGUAGUAACAUCAGUAGUCGUAAUAGCGUAGUUGUUUUGUAUAGUUGUACCUACCUAGUAAUUUAGUGUUUCGAGUAGACGCGUAAAAAAUGAAUAAGCGCAGGUAGGUCUCGUAUACGUCAUAUUAUAGAAUAUUAUAUUAUUGUGUGUAUUCUCAAAUGUAGCUUAUAGGUUGUGCCAUCGUCAAUUUAGUUUUUUUAAUUUCAUAAUCAACCUAUUAUAAUUAUUAUUUAUAUUUAUUUAUUUAUUUAUUUAUUUUUCAAACACGUGUUGUAUUUUAUCAUUAUAUACUAUACCUACCUAUAUAAUAUUAUAUUUUAUUAUAUAUAUAUUAUUAACCCAACCGUUGUAGAUAAGUAGACUAUUUAUUAUUAUGAUGUACCUACGCAAAUAAUAUAUUAUUAUUAUUUUAUUGUCAUAAAAUCGUACUGUUGUUUAAAAUAUUAUACCCAUGUGACAAGUUGUUAAUAUCGUAUGAUGAUUAUAAUUUAUAAUAAUAUAUUAAUAAAUGCAGUAUUUGUCUGAAA
This is a messenger RNA of Aphis gossypii (cotton aphid), 3237 nucleotides long. RefSeq lists its product as uncharacterized. The transcript has 7 exons. NCBI's taxonomy places the organism in Eukaryota, Metazoa, Arthropoda, Insecta, Hemiptera, Aphididae. The coding region runs from base 303 to 1256 and encodes 317 amino acids. The record is from RefSeq and is a predicted model, not a curated record.